CUUCAGUUGCUAACAAUAUGGCGGCUCCCUGCAGGCACGUAGGACACUAUAUUCAGAGAAACAGUGGAUUUCUGCGGAUUAAUGUCGACCAGCUGUUUGCUGGAAGGAGUUUCAGUCUGAUUGCGGCUCUUCGACAACAAGCAGCUGAGGUUCCUAAAGAGUCCAAAGAGGCGAUAGUUAUCCCCAGGAAGAAAUCAUGGAACAGAGAAGCAGUCCUGGAGGCUCUGGCUUCCACCGUCCACAGAGAUCCAACAGCGUAUCCCUACCAGUUCCAGGACGACUCGUACCUCUCACCCAGGACGUCUGCUGAGUUCAAGCUCUUCUCCCUCUCCCAGGAGUCUGGCAGAGCUGCAGCUAAAUACUUCGUCAACAACAACCCCAAGUUCUUCACCAAAGACUUUGCUGAACCACAUAUUCCAUGCUUGAUGCCGGAGAGCGUGGCGCUGCGUCUGGAGGAGGUGAGCGAGGCGGCGCUGAGGGAGCGGAUCAGCCUGAGGAAGGUCUCUGCUGCCGUGGAGAUGUACGACCAGCUGCUGCAGUCUGGCACACCUGUCUCCAUGGAAACGACCCAUGAGAUGCUGGACCUCAUCUGCGUGUACUGCGACAGGGACCCCGUCCAGGAGGGCGCCCCGAUUCUGGAGGAUGGACAGGAGGGGGGAGACGACACAAAGAGGCGUAAAGUCAGAGGGCGGCGAGGAACGGACCUGAAGUUCUCCUGGAAGGAAAACAACAAUGCAGAACGGAUCUUCCAGCAGCUGCCAGAGAGAGACUCGAGGUGUUACUCUGCUCUGAUCAGAGGCAUGGUGAAGCACGGAGUGUUUUCAAAGGCCUUCAACAUGUACACGGAGCUGCUCAACCACAGGCUGACGGCUGAUGUCCACGUCUUCAACGCGCUGAUCUCAGCAGCUCCAGAUGUCAGAGAGAAAUUUAGCGAGCGGUGGGACCUGAUCACUGAGCUGCUGAACCAGAUGAGCCAACAGAAAGUUCGCCCCAACCUGCUGACCUUCAAUAGCGUUCUGAAAGCUCUGAGGCGCUGCGGCUUUCUGGCCAAAAGCUUGGCUCCUCAGACGCUGAAUGAGAUGAAGGCCCUGGGGAUCGCUCCGAGCCUGGCCACCUACGACCAUGUCCUGGCCGUUUUCUACAAGUCAGCCUCCUCUGGGCCGAACAACACGGACAUCCUGCAGGACAUCCUGACAGAGCUGGAAGGAACCCGCUUCACCUGCCAGGACCCCGAUGAUGUUUUCUUCUUCUCCAGUGCCAUGAGAAUAUGUCUGGACAGUAAAGAUCUGGAGCUGGGCUACAAAGUCCACCAACUGGUAGAAGUGGGCGAGAACUGGAGGCUGCUGGGAGACUCCUACCAACAGAGCAUUUAUUACGGCCGCUUCUUCAACCUGCUGUGCAUGAUGGAGCACGUGGACGUGGUGCUGAGGUGGUACGCCCGGAUCAUCCCCUCGUUGUACUACCCCAACCCUCAGGGGAUGCGGGACCUGCUCCAGGCUCUGGACACAGACAGCCGCCUGGACCUGCUGCCCGCCAUAUGGAAAGAUAUAAAGACUCUUGGUCACGAUAACAAGGUGGACCUGGUGGGGGAGCUGCUGAGUCUCAUGGCCCGAGACGAGCACAGCGCUGAGGUCCAGGAGUCUUUCGCUCAGUGCGCUCUGGAUGUGAAGAGUGCGUUCGAUGGCAGGUCCAGCAUGGAGUGGACCACGCCCUCGCUGUCACACAUCACCACCCUGAUGCUGCGAGCCAACAAGCUGCAACAGGCCUGGGAGAUGCUGCAGCUCUUCAAGGCCCAGAACCGAGUUCCUUCCGAGGCCCUGAUGAACAGCUUCCUGUCGGCGUGUCAAAGCAGCGGUGCUCCUCACAGAGCCGUGGAGCUGGUCCAGCUGUCCGCAGCCUUCUGUCUGCCAGCCACACCAGGACUGGCAAAGCGAGCGCUGGCCGAGUUGGAGCUGACCGAGGAGCAGAGAUCCAUUUUGUCUGAAUUUGAAGCUGCAGCGGAGGAAGAGCAAUGAAUAAAAGACGAUAUCGAUAUCAGUCUGAUCUAAAAGCCUCUGCAGCUGUUAGAUGGAAAACUUGUCUGUUCAAUAAACCAAUGGAAUAACAGCCUGA
Molecule: messenger RNA, 2112 nt
Organism: Cyprinodon variegatus (sheepshead minnow)
Lineage: Eukaryota; Metazoa; Chordata; Actinopteri; Cyprinodontiformes; Cyprinodontidae
Gene: ptcd3
Product: pentatricopeptide repeat domain 3
Exons: 23
Coding region: 18-2015 (665 amino acids)
Biological process (GO): mitochondrial translation
Cellular component (GO): mitochondrion
Molecular function (GO): ribosomal small subunit binding; protein binding; rRNA binding
Source: RefSeq, a predicted model, not a curated record